Messenger RNA from Harpia harpyja (harpy eagle), 2675 nucleotides. It is a transcript of the gene PGAM5, whose product is annotated as PGAM family member 5, mitochondrial serine/threonine protein phosphatase. The transcript is spliced from 6 exons. Bases 65 to 1021 code for a protein of 318 amino acids. NCBI's taxonomy places the organism in Eukaryota, Metazoa, Chordata, Aves, Accipitriformes, Accipitridae. The record is from RefSeq and is a predicted model, not a curated record. Gene Ontology annotation, cellular component: mitochondrion. Gene Ontology annotation, biological process: positive regulation of mitochondrial fission.
GCGGCGCGGCGCGCUCGGCGGGCGGCGCCGGGGCUGAAGGGGCACGCGGACCGCCGCCCGCGCCAUGUCGUUCCGCCGCGCCUUGGCGCUGGCCGCCUGCGGGCUGGCCGGCGGCUCCGUCCUCUUCUCCGCCGUCGCCGUAGGCAAGCAGCCGGCCCGCGGCGGCGACGCUGAGCCGCGUCCGGGGGGCUCUGCCGCCGCCGCCGUUCCCCCCGCUUCCGCGGCGCCGCCGGGUUUGCUGCUGCUGCCGCCCGCCGCCGCCGCCGCCUCCUGCCCGCCGGCUCCCGGCUGGAUCGAGAGACCCGCCGGUACCGGCGGCUACUGGGACAGCAACUGGGACAGACGUGAACCACUGGCUCUUAUCAACCUCAAAAAGAAAAAUGAAGAAACUGGGGAAGAAGAACUUGCCUCACGCUUGGAUCACUACAAAGCAAAAGCCACCAGGCACAUAUUCCUUAUCCGUCAUUCUCAAUAUAAUUUGGAUGGCCGGGCUGAUAAAGACAGAACUCUGACCCCACUUGGUCGAGAGCAGGCUGAACUGACUGGACACAGGCUGGCAAGCUUGGGAUUAAAAUUUGAUCAGAUUAUCCACUCCUCCAUGACUAGAGCAACUGAAACAACUGAAAUUAUAAGCAAACAUCUCCCAGGAGUCAAAAAAAUUAGUACUGAUCUGCUGAGAGAGGGAGCACCUAUAGAGCCAGACCCUCCAGUCUCUCACUGGAAACCAGAAGCUGUGCAGUAUUACGAAGAUGGAGCUCGAAUUGAGGCUGCUUUUCGAAACUUCAUUCAUAGAGCUGACGCGAAGCAGGAAGAAGACAGCUAUGAGAUCUUUGUCUGCCAUGCCAACGUGAUCCGCUAUAUUGUGUGCAGAGCAUUGCAGUUUCCCCCAGAAGGCUGGCUGCGAAUGUCUCUUAACAAUGGUAGCAUAACUCACUUGGUGAUACGUCCUAAUGGAAGAGUGGCACUUCGAACACUGGGUGACACAGGUUUCAUGCCUCCAGAUAAAAUCACGCGCACCUGAAUGAGCAAAACUGAUGGCUGUCCAGCAGCUGCCUCUAGUCUCUUUGCACUAGUACAUUCAGCUACGGUACCACUAGAUUUUUAUCUGUUACGUUGGGGUGUGAUGCUGUCUUAAAAUGUCCUUUAGCCCCUUGCCUCCUUCAUACAUAUUCAUAUCUGCCUUUCAGUCCAGAAAAGAAGAAAUCUUUGUAAGCCUGAAGCUGUCCAGUCCUCAAGUAUUCCCCAAAACUGAAAGCUGAGCUGUGGAAUACAAAGAGAUUGAAUGUCUGUGUGCUCUGCACUUGCAAGAGCACUGACUUUACCCCCACCCCACCAUGAAUUUCUAUAACCAAAGCUUGCUCCUGUGGGUGUUUCUCUUGUGCAGGAAAGCAAUUGGUGUAGGAACUGGAAGAAACAGCCUUGUAUCACACUGCAGCUAAAACUGAAGACGAGGCAGCUUGUUUCAACUCCUGCAGAACUGACUGACAAACAGGGUAUUCUGCUGUUCCAAGGACAAAGGGAUAAGGCUUCAGUUUCAGUAAGCUGUUGAGGAUGUAUGUUUAUGUUGUGUCAUUGUUCCCCUCUGCCCCCAAAAAGCUCAUGUAAACUGUGCCUGGAGGUUGUAAGCAUAAAGCAAAGAGGGUAAAAAAAAAAAAAAACCAAAAACAUUUGCCUCAGAGCUGUGGUGCUAGAAUUAACUGCUGCUUAUACUAAAAGUGUUCCUCCAUCCUCAGGAAGUACUUUAAGCUAUUCUGAACAAUGUUUUUCAGUCUCGUAAAGCUAAACUCGUAAAGUUUCUUUAACUAAAACUUUGUCUGCAGAAGGAUGUAGGGAUGAGUUUGUAGCAGUAAGAUGGAAGGAAAGGAAAGCAGCAAUCUUCUGAAAGUGCUUCCAGUUAGUUAAUGACUCAGAUUUUUCACUGCUUUCUCCCAGUGAUUUGUAUUUGUUUGUUAAUACUUUGCUUUCAGAGUAGAGAAAUACCACCACUGAGGUCAAGGUAGUGAUAUUGCAGGUCAGAGGUUCUGCAGUAUUGGAGCAAACUGCUGCUUAGAACUCCUGUUGCCUGAAUGGUGAAAAAGGAUCUAUGGGAUGGCUUUUCUAGUGCGUAGUACAGCCAUCAGGCAGAAUGCUUUAAGUGGCUCCUUUGUACAGCUCUGACACUGCUGCACUUGUUCUAGGAAAAAUGCAGGUGGCUGAGACCUCAGUUUCAUUUUUUGAGGGGCGUGAGUGUUUCAUUUUAAGGAUGUUUGCUAGGUACCUGAACCAGUGUAGUAAUGAUGUGGCUCACAGUACCUGGAAUGUUGAAAAAUUUCACCAUGUGCAUAGUCUGUCUUGGUGAUAGAGCACAUACUAUAGGACAGCAAACAUAACUAGCUUAUUUGACAAGUUCUCUUACCACCAAUAAAUGUUGAUGAGGUCCUAAACUUGUUCCUCUCAGAGCUGUAUGAAGCAUAAUCGUGGCACACAACCUAGUGAGACAAGGUUGAAGGGCUUGUUUGAUACAGGACUGCUACAUCAGGAUGAUUUAAGGAAACUGGGGCUAGCAGGGAACAAAACAUGAUUGUUGUGUGGGGCAAGAGGAAACCAUUGUGACAUAUCUCUGAUGCAAUGAGAAUAAUUUAUCUGGUUUUGUCAAUUAACUUUUUAAAAGUUUUGAAUAAAAUAACUGGUCUGUC